AUGGCUAGAAAACCGGUCAUCGGCCUGCUGGGCGGAGGCCAGCUCGGCCGCAUGCUCUGCGAGGCUGCCGGCCCGCUGGGCAUCGACAUCGCCGUCCUGGACGAGGAGAAGGCCCCCGCCAAGCACGCCGCCAACCUGCACGGCCUGCACGCCACCGGCUCCUUCAAGGACCCGGCUCGCAUCCGCGAGCUCGCCUCGCGCAGUGACGUCCUCACGGUCGAGAUUGAGCACGUCGACACCGAUGUGCUCGAGGACAUCGCCACCAACGGUGUCGUCCCCGCCGGGGCCGCCCCCGGCUCUGCCAAGAGGAAGAUCCCCGUGCACCCCUCGUGGAAGACGCUGCGGCUCAUCCAGGACAAGUUCCUCCAGAAGGAGCACUUCCGCGAGCGCGGGCUGCCCAUCGCCGAGCAGAUGGCCAUUGGGUCUGGAGACUCGAUGCUGGCGUCUCUCAAGGGUGCAGGUCAGAAGUUUGGAUACCCUUUCAUGCUGAAGGCUCGCAAGGGUUCGUAUGACGGCAGGGGCAACUUCAAGGUCAGCAGCGAGGCAGACUUUGAGCAGGCCAUCAAGGAGCUGGGCAAGCUCCCUCUGUAUGCCGAAAAGUGGUGCGAGUUUGUCAAGGAGCUGGCCGUGAUGGUCGUGAGGACCGAGGAUGACGGGGGCAACCUGAAGGCGCUCUCGCCCUACUCGGCUGUGGAGACGGUGCACCAGGACAGCAUCUGCACAAAGACCUUCAUGCCUCCUAGGAAUGUCCCCGAUGACAUUAGCGAGCGGGCUAGGAAAGUGGCCGCGCAGGUCAUCGGCUCUGUCUGGGGCCGCGGCGUCUUUGCCGUCGAGAUGUUCCUGCUCAAGGAUGGCUCAAUACUAGUCAACGAGGUCGCCCCUCGGCCGCACAACUCGGGCCACUACACCAUCGAGGCGGUGCCCUACAUGUCACAGUACAAGGCACAGCUCUACGCCAUCCUGGACCUGCCGAUGCCCAAGGUCAUCAGGCCCCGUGUCUCCUCGGCCAUCAUGCUCAACAUCCUCGGCGGCGCUGCUAGGGACUCCCACGACAAGCUCGUCGACCUGGCCGAGCGGACGACCGACGAGGACAUGGACGUCUAUGUCCACCUCUACGGCAAGGAGUCCAAGCCGUCGCGCAAGAUUGGCCACAUCACCCUGACCGGCUUCUCCAGCAUCCACGACCUAGAGAAGUCCUCGGAGCGCCUCACCAACCUCGUUGACGAGAUCAGGCUCGAGCGCGUCCAGGCCGCCAGCCAAUCCCUCCGGCCCCAGGAGGCCCCCAAAGCGCCGGCGGCGCAGAAGUCUGCUGCCUCCACUGGCAAGGCCAUGGUCCUCGUGACCAUGGGCUCCGACUCGGACCUGCCCGUCCUCAAGGCCGGCCUCGACAUCCUCGAGGAGUUCGGCGUCGACUACGAGAUCAACAUCACCUCGGCCCACCGCACGCCCUCGUACAUGGGCGAGGUCGCCGCCGCGGCCGCCGAGCGCGGCCUCAAGGUCAUCAUCGCGGCCGCCGGCGGCGCGGCCCACCUGCCGGGCAUGAUGGCCUCGCACACGCCGCUCCCCGUCAUCGGCGUGCCCGUCAAGGCCACGCACCUCGACGGACAGGACAGCCUGCUCAGCAUCGUGCAGAUGCCGAGGGGGGUUCCCGUCGCCACGGUGGGCAUCAACAACUCGACCAACGCCGCGCUGCUGGCCAUCCGCAUCCUGGGGUCGCACUACCCGGAGUUCCUGGACAAGAUGAGGCAGUACCAGCUGACCAUGGAGGAGGGCGUCUACGCCAAGGCGGAGAAGCUCCGGGGCAUUGGCUACAAGGCGUACCUGGAGAGCAUGGGCAAGAAAUGA
Messenger RNA from Thyridium curvatum, 1845 nucleotides. RefSeq lists its product as uncharacterized. The transcript has 4 exons. Bases 1 to 1845 code for a protein of 614 amino acids. Gene Ontology annotation, biological process: 'de novo' IMP biosynthetic process. NCBI's taxonomy places the organism in Eukaryota, Fungi, Ascomycota, Sordariomycetes, Thyridiales, Thyridiaceae. The record is from RefSeq and is a predicted model, not a curated record. Gene Ontology annotation, molecular function: ATP binding; phosphoribosylaminoimidazole carboxylase activity; metal ion binding.